Phlebotomus papatasi is the source of this 4026-nucleotide messenger RNA. RefSeq lists its product as uncharacterized. NCBI's taxonomy places the organism in Eukaryota, Metazoa, Arthropoda, Insecta, Diptera, Psychodidae. The record is from RefSeq and is a predicted model, not a curated record. Bases 145 to 3906 code for a protein of 1253 amino acids. The transcript has 14 exons.
CGUUUGCAGAUUCAUCAAGAAGAGUCACAACUAAGUUUGAGCUUCUUGUGGAUUCUCUGACAAACGGUGUUAGUUGUAGCAGAAGGUGGUUAAAAUUUUGUGUAUUUUUUUUUAAAAUUGCAUUUGUGAAUUCUGUGCCUCGAAAUGAGAAAAAAGCACAUUCCAUCGAUCAUUUGGUUCCUGUGUCUCUGUGCCACAUCUACCACUGCCAUCCAGAUAGAUAAUCGUCUAGUGUCUGCACAAAAUGAUUGCUUCGAGAGGAUUGCUCUGGGGGCGAUGAUGCCCUUCGACAGCACCUUCAGGAACACCGACACUAACUUACUGAGGACAUGUGAGGAGCUGUGUGCCCGAGAAGGCCCCAAAUGCCAGACAUUUGCAUUCGGAAUUCAUCCAAGAGGAAAUGGCACGUGCCAACUAUCAUCUCAGAGAAUCGAUGCCAGUAAAUCACGUCCUGUGGGUACAAUCUUCGAUCCUGACUUCGAUAUGUAUGCCAGGAAGGAGAAUUGUCUGCCCACGCAGGGUACAACGAGUCAAUUGCCCUUUCCUGGUGGUUUUCCCGGAGGCACAGAUCGUCCUGCCCAGUUUCCACCAUCUUCAACAUCAGAUCGACCAGCUGGGCCGCCGUUUACCUCUGUAGAGUCAACAGAAAAUACCAGACCACCUUCAACACCUAACUACACCCCCACUGAUACCACUGGAAACUCUCCUGCAACGACAGGAAGCACUGGGGAGACAACGUACGGUACUCAGACGACAAAUCGCUACCCAGAAACUCCUUAUCCCUCAACUGAAGGGUAUCCCAAUCGACCUAAACCACCUUCUUAUCCAGGAGGACCACAAUAUCCUUCCAAUGGGAGGCCGUAUGGACCAGAAUAUCCUUCCUCCCCGGGAAGGUAUCCUGGGCAAAGACCCGUGGACACUGCCACUGACUCCAAUGGAGGACAUUCAGGGUACUAUCCAGCAAUUAACCAACGACCAACGCACCCAAAUGCACAACACAAGAUUAGACCCUUGGCUCCCCUGGAUGAGCGUGAUAAGUAUCGUCCAAGGCCUGGAACAGGAUCAAUUGCAGGAGAUCGUGAAACAGGAUAUGGAUCAAGGCAGCCUGACCGGGUUGUAGGAGGAGGAGGAGGAGGAGGAGGAUAUCAAGUGACAGAACUUCCUACUGGUCAGGAUACCAGGCCAUCGGAUCCCUACGGCAAUCCCUCGAAUAUGUAUGAGAAACCCGUGAAGAAUGAUAAAUAUAAACCACCAACUGGAGGAGGAGCUUAUGGACCAAGCGGAGGAUCAGGAUAUCGACCAAGACCGGAACCACCGUGCUUUCGAAGAGUUCUGGCCGGGAAAAGAGUUGCAUCUCAUUGGGUUCGAAGGACCCUUUCAUGUGAAAGAGUCGAGGAUUGCCAACGGGAAUGCGGUGAAGAAAAACGUUUCAUUUGUGAGGGAUUUAAUUACCGUCUGGAUCCAUCAGGACGGGGUCAGGGCAACUGUGAACUGACCGAAGUACCUCUUGGCGAAAUGGACCUCUACUCGAGUCCCUUCCACCGGGAUAAGAACCUAAUCAACCAUCCCGAUUACGAUUACUACGAAAGGGAUCGUAGCAAUUCUCCGAGUUGUAAGAUGCCCAGUGGAUGUGUUAAUUGCGGUCUGAAGCCCUACCGCCCUCCACCGCAACCCCAACCCUACCCACCUUCAAGCCAUGGUAGUGGACCAUCGGACUUUUACAGACCAACUACAUUUAGGCCACAGAUAGAUAACUAUCCAGGCUUCCCUCCAGAUCGAUACAAGCCUGAGACUAGUGGAUACGGAGGACACUUCAGACCACCGACGUCUGACUACAACCGAUAUGACAUCUCCACAGCUGUAGAUGUCUAUCGACCACCAAGUUAUCAAGGGUACAAGCCUUAUGGGGUAGACCGGUAUGAUCAAUUCAGACCAUCACGCCCCGAUCGCCCUUCAUUUACCGGUCCUCCAACUGGAUACUACGAUCACGAAAGACAGGAUUACGGAAGGCCUCCUCCUGAACCCUUCUAUCGACCAAGGCCCGAUAGCUAUCAUCCAAGACCUUCAUUAAACAAACCCCGCCCAAGCUAUGGAGGACCUCCAGAUACAGCUGAUGGAUACAGGGAACGUUACCCACCGCCUCGGCCAGCUUACAAUUACCUUGACCGAGAUGAUAAACCCACAGGAGGAACUUACAAACCCCCACCGCCUCAAUCGAAUUUCGUCCCUUAUCUCAUCGGCCAAAGUACAUACGGCGGUAGCUACAGUGGAAGUACCUCGGGGUCUUAUUGGGGAGUCCAGCAGUCUGCGUAUGAAAACAAACGUCCCGAAGGUGGUCAAUUCAAUUACUUCGAACUCGGUGGGAAUCAGAAAUACUCCCAGCCGGAGGACAACAGUAUCUGGGGUUAUCCAGGAAGUCGAUAUGGCCCAGAAGAUCGGCCCCAUCGAGUAGAUUACGGUACACAGUGGACCAGACGUCCGGGAGUUGAUGAAUGCAGUGUGAAAUCUAGUGAAGGAUUUAGGCUUCACAAGGGUGUAGUGAGGUUUGCAUAUGCUGUACCCAAUGUCCGGGAAUGCGAAAAAAUGUGCGUAGGUGAGGAUAAAUUCAAGUGCUACACGUACAGCUAUAGAUACACCGGAGGAACUAGGGACAAUUGCUUCCUCUGUGAUAGGCCUUACAAUCUACUGGAUUACUAUGCAGACCUCGAGCCGGACAGAGAUUGUGAUAUCUACUCAAUGACGGAUGAUAUGAAGUCAUGCACCAAGCAACCAGCCAGGGAGGAACAGAAUAAUGCUCAAUGUUUUUUUAAGGCCAUUGAUGGGAAUCGCUUCUUCAAGUCCAUUGUCCGGGAUUCUCUGACUGUAAAGUCUAUUGGGGAGUGCGAGUGGGAAUGCAUCAAAUCUACAAAGUUCACUUGCAGAUCCUUUACGUUUAGGUAUCGAGCACAUGGUCAUGAUUCUGUGAUCGACAACUGCCAGUUAUCGGACUGGCCCUGCAAGGACAUUGACAAGGAUCGGCAUUUAGUAGCUGACCCUUCCUUUGACAUCUACGAAAGAGCAAGUUACGGUCAUGGAUGUGAACUUCAACCAAUUGUUGAUGAAAAGCAUCAGAAAUUGUGUUAUUUAGGAUACGGAUCUCCUGCUAAAUUACUCUCCUCAGCGAUCAAGAAAGUGGUAUCUGCUCCUACGGAACUGGAGUGUAAAAACGAAUGUGUUCGGUUUAGAGAAACUACACCCUUCAAGUGCUAUUCCUUCAGUUACGGAUCUCAAGCCUCAUCGUACAACUGCGAGAUGUCCGAUCUGGACCAGAGUGAGCUGAAGUUGAACGUCCACUAUGCACAUACAACAGACAGGGAUUUCUGGCUCUUCGCAUGGAAUCCUUUUGAUUUCACUUGCAGGGACAAGGUGACAUCGGUCAGUGGGAACAGAAAUGAUCGCCGAAUGGAUGUAUUCCGAGAACCGGGCGAGACACUGCGCCACUUCACCGUGUCCGGAAAACCCUGCCGUCAGGGAGCCAAGUGCGAGCAGAAUCUCGUGACAGGUUUCUACUCCUGCGAAAUCGACGGAGGUGAAAUCGGAUCCUGGGACUACUGCUGCAAAGAGGAUCAUCCCUGUGGAUACUCCCAAGGCUUUGAUUAUCCUUGGUGUUACGUAGGUGAUAAGCUAGAUCAGUGGCGAACAUGUAGUGAUCGCUACUUCCCCAGCAAACCAUCUGGUCACACAUCGACACACCCCACGAAGAAAAAAGGAGAGAUCUAUCAACAGCCACCAAGACCUGGAGGUCUCCAGAGCUUAGAAGAGUUGUCAGCAGCACGUCUCUGGCCCAUCACCUUCCUCUACAACGAGGGACCACCCAAUUCCACAGAACUCAGCAAUGUUGUGGACUGCAAGAAGGAAGAUUGCUGAUCCUGCACCCAAACACAAUCCCUCUACAACCCAUUCUUCGCUUAUUUAUACUCCGCUCCGAGAUAUUUCAUGCUCAGUUCUGUAAUUUGAUACAAUACAAGAGAUUUUUCAUGAAUCUUA